UAGAACUUAGGAGCUGAUUCUUUGGAGUAUUCGACCGCAACCUGUGUGUCCUCCCUUUCGCUUUCUCUUCUCUUCCUGGGCCGACAACACGUCUAUUUCUGUCGCUCAUUAAAGUACCCAUUUGCACCUUCGAUGCACCGCCUCCGACUCCUAUCUCUCGGCACUACAACUCACAACAUAUACAUAUUAAAAGAGUGUUGGCUGCACGGUAUCUAGGAAUGUGUUCAGGAGAAGUUACUCGUGGCGUCCUGAUGUCCUGCCUGGUGUGUGUGAUGUGUGUCUCCAUCUGGUUGGUUUUAAACCACAUGACACAUGACAAUGAAAGUCUGAAAGAAGAAUAUAAAGAAAAGUUGAGGAACACGGAGGUAAUAAUUGGACAGAUGAUCCAGAAGAGACGACUGACGAUUCAGGAUUUCAAACACUCACUGGAGCUCAGUAAGGAGGAGGCAGAGAGAGAGUUAAAGGGCUGUGUUGAGCUCUUCAGCUCUCUGAAGGAGUCUGUUGAGAGUCGGCAGGCUGAGAUCAUGGACACGAUCACAGAGAAGCAGAGAGAGACAGAGGAACAGGCUGAAGGCUUCAUCAAAGGUCUGGAACAGGACAUCUCUCAACUGACCAAGAGAAGCUCUGAGGUGGAGCAGCUCUCACGCUCUGAAGACCACCCCCAUCUCCUCAGAAGCUUCUCGUCAAUCAAUGCUAUUCCACACACCAAAUUAUUUACAGAUGUGCAUAUCUCCCUGCCUUUACAUGACGUCACUGUCAGGACUGGUUUGAAUAAACUCAGUAAAGAGGUGAAGAAGAUGUUCGCUCUGGCCUUUCUGAAGAGGUGCCAGCAGUAUGAGGUGGAUGUGACCCUCGACCCUCAAACAGCACAUCCUAAACUCAUCCUGUCUGAUGAUGGGAAACAAGUAACUCACGGUGAUGUGGAGAAGAAUCUCCCAGACAACCCAGAGAGAUUUGAUUCCUGUCCGUGUGUCUUUGCAAAGCAGAGUUUCUCCGCAGGGAGGUUUUACUUCAAGGUGACGGUGAGUGGGAAGACGAAGUGGGAUUUAGGCGUGGCCGGCGAGUCGAUCAGCAGGAAGGGCGUCAUCAGCCUGAGACCUCAGAAGGGCUGCUGGAUGAUAUCUCUGAGGAAUAAUAACGAUUAUUCUGCUCGAGCUGACCCUGCAGUCGGUCUCUCUCUGAGGUCUCGGCCUCAGGAGGUGGGCGUGUUCGUGGAUUACGACGAGGGUCUGGUCUCCUUUUAUGACGUUGACACUGCAGAUCUCAUCUACUCAUUCACUGGCUGCUCCUUCACUGAGAAACUCUUCCCUUUCUUCAGUCCCAGUCCUAAUCAUGGUGGUAAAAACUCUGCCCCUCUUAUAAUCUCACAGAUUGACUAGAACAGGACCAAUCAAAUUCGAUUUAUAUAUAGCACAAUAUCACUCUAACUUGUCACAGAGGACGCAAAGUGAAAAUUCGCCCCACGUUACUCGCACAAGAUUUACUUUAAAGAGUUAUCUCUGGUAGAUACUAUCAACAACAAAAUAAACAUGUACUUGAGUACUUGUACACGUGUCAUACAUCUAUUUACAUGUAUGUACAAGUAUCAAAAUGGUGCCAAAAUAUCUACACACUGAUAGCUGUUUGUAAAAACCAUGAAUUCAUGCUUUUGGCAAACGUGCUUCCAAGAUGGGAGCAAACUACUUUUUUUAUGUUUUCUGAAUGGAGAUCGGAUCGAUCAGGACAAGCUAAGCUAACACGUAGCUACUCCAUCCACACUCACAAUAACGUCAUAUAGACAGAAAUAAAGUAAGGAAUGCAUGUGUCAUAGAAAGUUUGUGGUUUGUACAUUUAUAAACGCUGCUGUUUGGUUUUCUGAUUCAAAACCGUCAGUGACGAGAGGCUGAGAUUCUCGUCACUGAUUGGCUCCGUAUUUCUCCCUUGAGUUGAAUAAAUUGAACUCUUGCGCCAGAGUGGAAUAAAGCGUCUA
Messenger RNA from Trematomus bernacchii (emerald rockcod), 1969 nucleotides. Its product is annotated as E3 ubiquitin-protein ligase TRIM39-like. NCBI's taxonomy places the organism in Eukaryota, Metazoa, Chordata, Actinopteri, Perciformes, Nototheniidae. The transcript is spliced from 3 exons. Bases 219 to 1379 code for a protein of 386 amino acids. Gene Ontology annotation, molecular function: protein binding. The record is from RefSeq and is a predicted model, not a curated record.